ACUCAACUAAUGAUAGCAGUCAUGACAAAUCAUCUAGCGGUUGCAUGUGCUUGUAGUAGAUGAAUUUAAGAAAACGCUACUGAAAAGGCAAUAGUUACCUCUUAUCCACAAUUUCACCGAAUCAUCGCAAACAAGACUACAUAUUAUUACUAUUGAAGCGAGCCCAGAUAUGAGAGUGAUUUUAUUUCGUGUAUAUGCGAUUAGAACUUCAUAAUACCCAUACAUACGGACGAAAUAAAUAUAGACGAUUCAAUCAUGAAAAUAUUCAAAUUUUCCUGAAUUACAUGAACUAUUUGCCACAUCAUUACCAAAAAAUGGACUUUACGAGGAGUCUUUGGCUCCAGAACUGCAGAUCUGGACGUCGUGGGAUGUGUUGUGCUGUUGUAUUACUAGGUAUUAUUGUAGGAUCUGCACUACUGGUAUAUAGCGUAUCCGCGCCAAAGAAGGAUCACCGGUCUAUUAAGCAGAUUGCAAUUAUAUUCCGACAUGGAGCGAGAAAUCCUACAGAAACAUAUCCAAAAGAUCCUUAUGCUAAUCACCAAUGGGAGGAUGGUUGGGGAGCCUUAACAAAGGAAGGAAUGCGCCAGCUGUAUCAACUGGGCCAGUGGCUCAGGGGCCAAUAUGACCUUGUGAUUGGAAAAAAGUAUUACACGAAAACAACUCUAGUACGGAGCAGUUACGCAGAGAGAUGUAUUAUGUCCGCUCAGGCACUUCUGGCUGCACUAUUUCGUCCCGAGCCUCAGGAUUACUUCGUUCCUGAUCUACCCUGGAUACCUGUACCUGUAGCCUCAAUCCCAAGGGAUCAAGACAAACUCAUAACGGUGAAAUAUCUUUGCCCGAAACUAGAUGAAGCACUGAAGGAAGCUUAUGUAAAUGAAUCGAGAAAGUCAGGGAAGGAAAUGGCGCCUUAUUACUCAGAAUUAUCGUAUCACACUGGUCGCAAAAUGGAGACAAUAACUGAUGUUGAAUUCUUGUACAACACUCUUGAAAUUGAGGACCAGCAUGGACUCACACUGCCUAAUUGGACAAAAAAAAUUUACAACGAUAAAAUGCGAGAAAUUGCAGCCAGAAGUUUGGCAAUAUUCACGAGCAAUACCCUGCAACGACGGUUGCGAGGAGGUCCACUGUUGAAGGAGGUAUUGGAUAACAUGAUGCGAGCACGAUAUGACCAACACGAAAGGAAACUGUAUUUAUAUUCCGCGCAUGAUAUUACACUUGUAAAUGUGAUGCGCGCAAUGGGAUUUACCGAGGAAUUACUGAAACCAGAUUAUGGAGCAGCUCUUAUCUUUGAGCUUGUAUUAUCUGAGGAUAUGGAGGAGGGAGAACAUGCCUUAGAAGUCAAGGCGAAGUACUUGAAUAAUACAGUGACAUACGAAGCAACCCCUCUUAAAAUCCCCAGAUGCUCGGACCCGUGCAAACUCCUCAAUUUGUCGCAUGUAUGGCAAGACGUCCUUCCAACAAACUGGGAUUCUGAGUGCAAAGUUUAAUUAUUUGUGAAACUGUGUGAUCAACGGUAUAACUGGUGUUAUUAUUUUUCCAUAGCCUCUAUUUUCUCAUGGCAAGUUUUCAUAAUAUUUGGAGAACAUUCUCAAGAAAUUUGCAGAAACUCAAUUUAUUUUAAUCAUUUUUUACUGAAAUCAUUUGAACUCCCUGAGUACUAUAGAAGUGUUUCCGAUGAUUAUUGUGUCUGUGAUUUCGUAAUGGUUUCAAAGAAUUCACUGAUUUUCCGAAUUGAUAUAUUCUGUAAUUAAAUAUUUCUGCAGGAAAUUCCCGUGAAAAUUCUAAAUCAAUUUCGUGAUGUACCAGAUACCUCUGUGAUGAUGAUCAAUAAAAUCUUUGGCGCAUGAAAAAUGAAGGCAAUUU
Diachasma alloeum is the source of this 1863-nucleotide messenger RNA. Its product is annotated as prostatic acid phosphatase. The coding region runs from base 195 to 1487 and encodes 430 amino acids. The transcript is spliced from 8 exons. NCBI's taxonomy places the organism in Eukaryota, Metazoa, Arthropoda, Insecta, Hymenoptera, Braconidae. Gene Ontology annotation, biological process: dephosphorylation. The record is from RefSeq and is a predicted model, not a curated record. Gene Ontology annotation, molecular function: phosphatase activity.